Haliotis rubra (blacklip abalone) is the source of this 496-nucleotide messenger RNA. RefSeq lists its product as uncharacterized. The record is from RefSeq and is a predicted model, not a curated record. NCBI's taxonomy places the organism in Eukaryota, Metazoa, Mollusca, Gastropoda, Lepetellida, Haliotidae. The transcript has 4 exons. Bases 144 to 455 code for a protein of 103 amino acids.
CGACAUGUUAUAGGGAAGUCAAGUAUAUGGUCUUGGCAAAGUGGCCCACUUGUUGCACACAGACAAAGUGCCUUCCAGUAUCUGACAGCACCUGUUGUUUCCCAACACAUUCUCUCUACACAGACUGAGUGUGUUGGAUCAGAAUGAACCUCCUCUUGAGUGGAAUAGUACUUGCAGCCGCUGCAGCUGUGGUCUGUGGAUGGAUCUGUACGGAGCGUUUUAUCUCCCAGUGCACCAUGCACGCCACGCGGGAUUUCUAUUAUGCGGGCAAGAGCAUGACCAAGUUAUGUACUGCCGGAGAGACGUAUCUGAAGUGUCUCAACUCCGACGUCAGUUGCAGCUCCUCCCACUACUACUUCGACGCCAUCAGAAUCCUCAACAGCAGGGUCACCAUCGAUGACUGCCCUGGCCUUCUCAACCUGACCGUCAGUUAUCCGCCAUCUAUAAUUGGCUGACCACAAUACAUCAACUGUCUUAAACAUAAUUGUAAUCAUGA